AUGUCGACUUCAAUGAACUAUCUCGUGACCGGUGCGGGUAGAGGCAUCGGCAGAGGACUGACACGGAAUCUCCUUGCACGGCCUGGAAAUCGGGUCUUUCUUCUGGAUAGCAAUGAAAGCGAACUAGAAAACACUCUUUCGCUUGCAUCGAUUUGGAUACAGUCAUCAAACACCGAUAGCAGUUCUUUCAAGGGCAAAGUGGUUGACUUAAGGAACCGCGAUGAGAUCAAGACCGUUGUCCGCGAGGUGAAUGACUUCUUCGGCGGCAGAUUAUCAUGUCUUGUCAACAAUGCUUUUGCUACUCCGCAUAUCUGGAGGGACGAUAAGGGAAUGGAAGAUGAUCUUUCUUCCGACGAAAUCAUGGAUCAAUGGGAUGUCAAAAUCGCCGUUGGUCUGACUGCACCAUUUCUUCUCUCAAGGCUUUGCGUACCCAUGCUCAAACGCAAGGACGAGGGAUCGAGCGCCGGAUGCAUUAUCAACAUUGCCUCUACACGGGCCAACCAGGCGGAAGACAAUCACGAAGCCUAUAGUGCAGCUAAAGGCGGACUUCUUGGUCUCACUCAGAGCAUGGCAAUCAGUCUAGGACACAGGCACAACAUUCGCGUCAACGCUAUCAUACCUGGCUGGAUCAGCGUUGAGGACGAGAACAAAACAGCAGACGAGGAAGGGACCAAGUGGGAAGAGGGUAUGACGGACCAAGACCAUUCGUGGCAUCCUGCUGGCCGGGUAGGAAAAGUCGAAGAUGUCUACAAAGCGGUCAAAUAUCUGGUCGAAUCUGACUUUGUGACCGCCGAGAAUAUGGUGUUGGAUGGAGGUGUAACCAGGAAGAUGUACUAUCCGGAAUGA
Messenger RNA from Aureobasidium vineae, 846 nucleotides. NCBI's taxonomy places the organism in Eukaryota, Fungi, Ascomycota, Dothideomycetes, Dothideales, Saccotheciaceae. The record is from the annotation of a GenBank genome assembly.